Rotaria socialis is the source of this 483-nucleotide messenger RNA. Lineage: Eukaryota; Metazoa; Rotifera; Eurotatoria; Philodinida; Philodinidae. The record is from the annotation of a GenBank genome assembly.
AUGCCGUUACAAAGAAUUCCACCAUUAGUUUCACCGGAAUUACUCUAUGCAUUGGCGUCGAUGGGUCAUGGAGAUGAAAUCGUUUUAGCAGAUUCAAAUUUCCCAUCGGAAUCAGUAGCGCGAGCAAAUGGUGCUCGAUUGAUUUUGUGCGAUGGUCUACCGAUACCGAAGCUUCUACGGCAGAUAUUAAAACUACUUCCAUUAGAUCAAUAUGUUCCGCAACCAGUUGCUUUAAUGGAUCUUGUGGAUAAUGAUAAAAGCAAAGGUUUACAAGUUCCCAUCUGGGAACAAUACAAGCAAAUCGUUGGAAAUAAUGUUCAAUUCGAAAUGGUUGAACGUUUUCAAUUCUAUGAAAGAGCUAAAAAGGCUUUUGCGAUUGUUCGUACGGGUGAAAGCGCAAUAUAUGCAAAUAUUAUUUUGAAGAAAGGCGUUGUCGUGGCUAAGAAACAUCCGACAAGCGAAGAUGAAGAUACAAAUGAAUAA